AUGAAGAUUCAUCACCGACCGGAAGCUUCCAUUUUUGAAAGGUACAUCACAAAAGAAGUUGUUGAAUUUUAUACAAACUAUUUGUCAGACGCAAAUUCUAUAGGAAUUCCAAAGUCUCGUCAUACUGACAUAGACGAAAGAGGUAUUCAAGGUAUAAAUGUUAAGUCAAUGGCUCAGGAUGUAGUUAUUCAAGCAUAUUUCUAUAUAAUGAAUAAUAUAGAUGAAGUUCAACCUUUCAUAGAUACUCACAAAAUAUUUUUGAGGGAAAAAUAUCCCCGAAUGAGUGACAAGUUGUUGUUGAUAGAACAUAACAAGAGAUUCAUAGAUUGGUUUAAUAAAAGUGUAUCUAAUGAUCGUAGUGCAUCCGAGAUACUAAAAUGGUUGUUGUACGAGCCAAAAUUUUGUGUCAUUACUUGGACUGCAUACGACAUUGGUCAUUAUACCUUUUAUAUAAAAUCAAAAGAUGAUCGUAGUACAAUGCAAAAUAGUGGGGUUAUGGUUGAAGACGAAUCAAUGUAUUUCUCUAGUUCGAAAGAUAAGAAUAUUGUAUUGGCAACUACCACGUUUUAUGGUGUCAUUGAUGAGAUUUGGGAAAUUAAUCAUGUUAUUUUCAAAGUGGCUUUAUUUAAAUGCAAGUGGAUUCCCAAUAAUCGUAAUGGUGUACACAUUGAUGACUUAGGAUUCACCCAGGUCGACCUUGGAAAGACAUCUUUAAUGACUGAACCAUUCAUUGUGGCUUCUCAAGCAAACCAAGUUUUCUAUGCUACCGACCCAUCAGACAUAUCGGAGAAAUGGUCAAUCAUUCUCCAAAGAAAACACAUUCCUCUUAGUGAUGAAAGUCUUGAUAUUCCGUCCACACCUUCUUACACAACACAAGUUACUACCUCAUAUGGUGAAGUUGAUGGAGAUGUUGUACAUGCUAUUCGAAUCGAUCAUGAAGAAGGCAUAUGA
Molecule: messenger RNA, 951 nt
Organism: Lathyrus sativus (Indian pea)
Lineage: Eukaryota; Viridiplantae; Streptophyta; Magnoliopsida; Fabales; Fabaceae
Source: the annotation of a GenBank genome assembly